Messenger RNA from Dujonia railenensis, 1191 nucleotides. The record is from the annotation of a GenBank genome assembly. Lineage: Eukaryota; Fungi; Ascomycota; Pichiomycetes; Serinales; Debaryomycetaceae.
AUGCCAGACUUUCCCUUUGGAACCACCAUCACGUUCUCUUCCAUCCUCCUAGCCACCUACAUAUUCUUCAAGUUCCUGGCCAUAAAGAAGAGAUCGUCACCUUCCCGUGUGACUAAGUCCUCGUCUUCGUCUUCGUUCUUGGACAAAUCAAAGGUUAAGGCCACUGAGAAGGUCCAGCCGGUAGAUGCCAGCUUCGACUGGAAGACAGAGGAGCCUGUGAAACAGUAUCCGUUUAAAAACGCUGCCUAUAAGCUUACCAUGGGUAUCAAGAACUUGUCAGUUCAAGAUUGGUUGCUCAUCGAUUCAGACUACUUGCGUAAGCUCAAGGCCAAGAAAGAGAUUGUCACUAAUGACCAUCCGUUCUACCCUAAGGAAAAGCAGUUGACAGAUAGAACAGUAUUGAUUACUGAAGAAUGCUGGCCAGCCGCUAGAGAGCUCUACGACGUGGUGAUCCAAUACUUGUGCGACAAGUAUCCCAUGUACUUUGUUGUUGACUCUGUCAAGGGUACUGUCCACAACAAGAUCACCGAUGAGACUCACCCAUACACCGCAGACUCGGUGCCCUUGGAAGAUACAAAGGAGCUUCUUUUUAAGUUGUCACGAAACAUCGAAGAAGACUUCAUCAUCUUGCUCAAGGACCCCUCCAGAGAGUCUGAGAAGGACGGGUCUGAGUACUUCUACAAGGGAGGAGUGUUUGCGUUUGCUGCUGGGUUCGCUCCUAGUGAUCGGUUCAACAUGCCGCUCUCCUUCAUACACCACCCCAUCCCCGGUUAUGAAAGCAAGCUUAAGCUUUCCAUGAACAGGUUCUUCGAUAGAGUGUCCCCAGGGCAGUACGUUUCUAGAAUGAACUUCUCAGUCCAAACGCACGACAGGUUCUACGUAGACGACCAGAACAAGAAUCACAACUUGAAGGAAGGCGAAGAAACGGUGGUGUUCAAGAAAGAAGACCUUGAUUUCGACAACCAGGUGCACUACAGAAGCGAAAGACAGACCUUGACGAAAUUGCCAAAGUCUGGUGCUGUGGUGUUUACCAUCAGAACGUUCUUGGUCCCCAUGAGCCAGCUCAAGCAGGAGGGCCCAGAGGUGACGGAAAGAUUCAUUGGGGCUAUCAAGGGACUUCCUGAAGAUAUCGCCGAUUACAAGAGAUCAGUGGCCUGGGGGCCAGCUGUUAUAGACUAUUUAGAACAAUGA